AUGGCGAAAUAUACCUGGGGGCCUUCUCUAUCUUCUCCAUUAAACAUGGCUGCUCUUCUCCUUCUGCUCCUUGUCGGGGCGCUGACUGUUGAAGCGGCUUCCCGCCCUUCUGUCUACGCACAGAAGGGCUUGGAACAACUUCGCAGGCUUCGAGAUGAAAUGAACAAGAACAAAGAAGACAUGAAGCAAUCGGGAGACUUGGAAACGCCUUUCAACAAAUACUUUCGGGGCGGUGAUUCCUCUUUCACAGACCUUGCAAACAUGGAUGACCAGCAACUUCAUGUUGCGUUCUAUAUGAUGUCGAACCCGAACAGGCCUUCUCUGCUCACACUGUACUUUACGCGCUCAUUGCGUCAGGUUUCCCCUGGUGUGUUUGUCGUGUUCUCAGGUGGCAAGGUGUCUGAGUCUGACUCGGAGGGGUCUCGAGACGAAAUGUUCGACACGGGGUUCUCGCCGCCCGCCAUGAACGCCUCCGCAACUCCGGGAGGGGACAGACUUGUGCAUGUCAUGGAGUGCACAGCUGUAGAAGGGAAGAUCGAUUGCUCAGGACUCGCUCCUGGAGCCAAACAGCCUCUCUAUCGGGGCGGCAUCGACGCGACAGAAGUAUUUCAAAUGGUACAGCCGAGGACCGUAGGUCCUGCCGAAUAUGACGAGGAGCGACCGGAUUCGGUUCCUGAUUAUCUCUCUCCGGCCGAUUUCAUGACGCUCCAGCGAUUCACCCAAGCAGCCACCGCUUCGAGCAGGGCUUUUUUGGAGGACCCUGUCAAUGCUUGCCUUGCGCAAAGGAGGCCCACAUACAUUUGCACACUUCUCCAAGAGUUCGCAGCCACAUCAGUCAUCCUCGAGGAAUCUGGCAACCUCGUCUGCGAAGCGCGGGAGGCCCCGUCUGGCAAAGAAAUUGAAGCGAUCAACGCAAGCGUGAAGGGCCAACCCGUCAUCCGUCACGGCGCCCUCGCGCAGCCGUCCGGUGGUGUGACUUCCUCUGCUGCUGGCAAAACGUCAUCGUCACACCCACCGAAGACAGCCGGAGCCGCGUCGGCGGACAUAGGUGCACAAGCUCCCAAAAAAGAGUCCGCUUUCUCGAAGCUGAAGUCAUUGGUGCCCUCCUUUGGCCGAAGGAGGAAGGACUCGUACGACGUGGCUGCAGGAAUUUCGCAACUGGAAGAAGCUGCGGCCGAAGGCGAACAGUCCGAGGGAGAGACAGCGGAGGCAAACCUGAACCCGCCGCCGUAUAAUCCCAACUCAGGGCAAGUGGGUGUCCCAGAGGCUGUAGUCAAGGCGUACGAAGAGGCACGCCCCCUCCAGCAGCAAGUCAUUGACAACUUCAAGCGCCAAGUUACCGAGGCAGCCGCGAAGGCGGACGACUACGCUCAAGCUUCUGCGUACAACGCAAUGCAAAAUGCUCUGGCGAAGGUUUCUGCUGGCUACCACGUCCGCGCAGGCACCAACGUCAUCAUGAGCUCCUGCAAGCGUCUCUUGGAGACGCUGGCGGCGAAUCCUCCUGGGAACGGCGUGACGGUUCCCCUCGACACCAUCCGGCUACAGCUCAUUUCAGCCUUGACGCAUGAUUUCGCCGUAGCCCAGGCUUUCCUGGACUACCCGCUGAACAUCGUUCAGAGUGCCUUGGAUAACCUGUCGCGCCAGACGGUAGCGACCGCACUCCUCGAAAUUGCUGGCAUUGAGGAGCUCAUUCACGAGACAGCCGGAGUCAAGUCCCGACUUGCUGCAAAAGGCGCGGACACCGCGGAAAACGUCCGGAAAGAAGUCCUCCACGAAGCGUAUAGGCAGCUGAAACUCGAACUGUUCCAGGAGAUUGUUGUGAAAGUCUGCGAUGUCAUCGAUAACCCUGACAAAUUUGUUCAAAGGAUCCUUGUCACUGAGCCAGCGCCCACCACGCCCCUGCGCACAGGCGGCCAUCUCGCUGCGGAGUAUAUCCUACACUUGAGAGACGAUCUCUGCGACGUCACGUCCAGCGACGCUCAGAUCUUUCCCUCAGCUCCCGCCGACGAAGGCCUCAAGGACUUCCCCAGACACAACCUGGGCGAACGGAUUAUGGGCUGGAUGGAUGUCAUGGUUCGCUCCAAAACCGUGCGCAAGGAUCUCUUCAAGAUUAUCGACUUCACCAAGACUCAAGAAGUCCUCAACUUCGCCAACGAAUCAUGGAAGGCGCAGAUCGCCGAGCUGCAGGGGCCAGCCACCCCGGCCCCAGGAUUUUACGCCAUCACAAGCAGCGGCUGUCGGAACGUGAACGACGAGAUCAAGAGACGCUACUUUGAUUUGGUCGCCCACAACUCUGCCUUCAUGAAGCUUAGCAGACAAAGAAGCGACGCGUCCCGCCAACGGCUCGUGCAGAAAGUCGCCAUGCUCCACAACGAAGGCGUCUUGUCCCAGCUGCCCCUGAGCGCGGACUACGAGCUUAUGGAGCUUGCUGAUGCCAUGCAGAAGAAUUUCGUGGCAGCCCCUAAACAGCUCCUCGCCCGUCGAAAGGCCAAGCACUCGCCGUACGGCUACCUGGAGCUCUGCGACCUCACCUGCUUUCGACAAGUGGACAAGCUCCACAACGACGUUAUGAGCACAGUCUUUUUCUCUCUGGACGGCACCCUGAUGAAGGUUGUCUCUAAGGUCCACCGCGCAUACGGAAUUGCGAAGGCCUUCUUCCAGCUUGGGCCUAACGAGCAGCACAUCGCGGACCCGAAUCUCGGCAUGUGGGCGCGUCGUCUGUUCAACUUCUGGGAGGCACACAAUGAAGUCCGAAAUAUGCAGGGUGUGAAGACUGUCAAAGUGAACUACAAGAAGCUCGAGAAAGGCGAAUUCACGUUGGAUACUGUCCACAUGCGCGACGCACUCGUCCGCUACGUGAACAUGUUGAAGGCCGACCCGGCGACUCGAGAUCUCAUGAACCUCGUCAUUCACACGUGGAUUCAAGUCCGCGGACUUCGCAAUGCCGCCAAGGGCUUCAAGGACUCUAAGAAGGUCAAGGACUCGCUGGGAGAGUCGGCUGUCGGUGCGGUAUUCUCGAAGUUGUGGUAUGAACACGACGUUACUAACCUGGCGCCACACCAGCACUUAAAGCCUUUUGGAGCCCCGCUUGCUUCCGUGGCACUUCAAAUCGGUUUCUUCCUUCAUACUGCGGUCGAGGAGUACAAGAUGUCGAUUUUCGAGAAGGCGGGCGCCCAGAUCAAAUCGUGGUUUAUGGGCAUCUUCAGUAAGAACAAAAGGCGCUCGAUCCCGCGAACCUGGCAGGAGGUGGUGGCCGCGACAAGGCGCCAGCCGAGGAUCGACUUAAAGAAGUACCAGGGUGGGCUUCUGGUGCUUAAGAACCUCGCGAGAAUGUUCCGCGAGAGAUUCCUUCACCGAUUCCACAUGCAGGGGCAGGGAAGCAGAAUCGACUACAACACUCCCACCCUCCUCAUUCACGCGCUCGUCGCCCUAUGGAUGGACCCCACACUCAGCCGUCUCGAUCUCUCCAGCCCGCACAUUCACCAGGCCAAAAAGCUCUUCUGGUACAACGUCUGGGUCAACGAGAACGGUCCCUCCAACGCGGCCGCGCGCAUCGUGCUUGUGGGGUGCAAGAGGUUCACUCAUCUCGACGCCGGAGUUGUGAGAAGCGUGACGACCGCGACUGGCGAAGUUGUACAGGCGGGCUCGGACAUUCUGAAGAUCUCCAAGAUUCGCGUGAACAGGAGCAGUAUCGAGUCCUACAUGAACCUCCUGCAGGCCUCGUACGAGGAUCCUCUCACCGUGAUUCAAGUCGCUCUUGACCUCGCAGAGCGGUGCGAGGGGUACACCUCCGCUGGCGACCGCCGCGCCCACUCCUUCGCCAGCUCCUUCGCGGGUGAAUCCGCGGCGGGAGACAUCUCCGCCGCGAACGCCCCAACGACAGGAUCUUUCGUCGAGAGCAAAGAGCAUGCAUCCGAGGCCGAAGACGAAGACUUCGACGAUGACGAAAAUGUGGAACUCUUCUACCAGGACCUGCCGAAGGAGGGCCAAAGCUUUGCUCAGCUGGCCAAACUCAAAGAGAAGACGAAACUGAAGCUGCUCAAGUCAAACGGGCCAAAAGGACAGGCGGCGGUGGCAACUCCGAAGCCCAUUAAAGUCAAAGCUGGAAGUACCGACAGCGAGACAAGUGCCGCCAUUCUGGGAUCCAAAUUCAUGCUGGAUCUGUGGUGCAUCAAAUACAAAAACAUGGUCGUGGCCAAACUGGCGGGCAUCAAGACGACGGACGUCGCCGCGAUGCAGAAGGAGAUCGAGAAGGUGUACAACGCGGUCGGCUCGAUUAAGAUCGCCGUCCCCGCGUACAAGAAGUUGUGGGACAUAUCGAUUCGUUGCGACUGGAUGGUGAACUACCCUGACCAGGAUAAAAUGCGGGCCUCACGCGCAGAGAUGGUAUCCUACGCUCUCUCAAAGGCAGGCACAGGAAAGAAGAUCAAACGCGCUCUGCAGAAGGCCAGCUCGUGGAUCAAGAAGAAGGCGCUGGCAUUCAGCAAGCAUCUCAAGAGGCUCAAGGAGAGGGUCAAAGGCGCCAUCGGAAAGGCGUCGCCGGCGAAGGCGAAGGUCCGCGACUGGGCCACCGUCAAUGCGGGAUUGGGCCACUGGACUGGCAAGGUCUACACCACACAUCUGACCUUCAACGAAGACGAAAUGGCCUGCAACGGCCCGCACGAGCCGAUCAGGGCCGUCUCAUGGAAGGACGGCUUCACCACGUAUGCCUCGUCCUCACCAAGAGCUGAACAGAACUUCGUGCUAUGCAAGGUCGCCGAUGGCAAGCACUGCUGGGCGACGCGCGAGGCGCUUUUCUACAAGGGAUGGACCGGCACUCCCCUGUACCAGCAUGCGCACCCCGCGGGCUUUUGGCUCGAGGAAAUCGCUCCGUCGAAUGGUAUUUACGUCGUGAACAGGGACGGCUACCUCACGACUGGCAGCAGCCUGACGCUCCAGGACAUCUUCGCCAGCGCGGAGCCCGUGGCGCUGAACCCGCAAGCGGUCAUGCGCAUCAUCGGCUCAGACGGAAACCUCAUCUACGAAGGCCCCGUCUCCGGCGUGGUACAAACCCCCGGUGGCGCGGUGACUAUGGGCAGCAUCCGCCAGCUUGUCAGCGGCGUGCAGGCGGCUGGCGAUAACAUUGAAGUCAGGGUCAACGUUGCAGGUCCGCAGCUCUCGAGUGUCGCGGAGCUCAGUGGAGUCUACAAGGGGCGACCCGACCUGUACGUCCGAGACAGCGAGCACCAGGGAAAUUAA
This is a messenger RNA of Besnoitia besnoiti, 5238 nucleotides long. Its product is annotated as rhoptry neck protein RON5. Lineage: Eukaryota; Apicomplexa; Conoidasida; Eucoccidiorida; Sarcocystidae. The record is from RefSeq and is a predicted model, not a curated record. Bases 1 to 5238 code for a protein of 1745 amino acids. The transcript has 36 exons.